Melanaphis sacchari is the source of this 1131-nucleotide messenger RNA. Its product is annotated as retinol dehydrogenase 14. The transcript is spliced from 8 exons. Bases 115 to 1131 code for a protein of 338 amino acids. Lineage: Eukaryota; Metazoa; Arthropoda; Insecta; Hemiptera; Aphididae. The record is from RefSeq and is a predicted model, not a curated record.
UCCUCCACAGCUAUACUACUUUCACUUGGCCACGCAACAGCUGUGAACUCUUAACCGCACACUCGUACAAUACGUGUUCAAUACGUUAAGAUAGGAGUCAACGUCUAAUUUACGAUGUGGUAUUCGGCAGAGACUCUCUCUUACCUUCACACGACUAACCUGGUGGUAAUCGCCGCCUAUGCCGCUCUAAUCGCGUUUAUAUUCUUGGUCAUUGUUAAACUAUACACUUGGAUGACUACAGGUGUAUAUCACGGCACCACGAACAUGAAAGGCAAAGUCGUAAUCGUCACCGGAUGCAAUUCGGGCAUUGGCAAGGAAACGGCCAAAGAUCUGGCUAAGCGUGGCGCCAGAGUAAUCAUGGCUUGCAGGAAUAUGGAGACCGGAUCGAAAGCUAGAGACGAAAUCAUCAACUAUAGCGGAAACUCCGAUGUUGUGCUCAUGAAAUUGGAUUUGAGCAGUUUGAAUUCAGUGCGUCAAUUUGCAGCUGAAGUAAACAAACAAGAAUCUCGAUUGGACGUAUUAGUUAACAACGCUGGUGUAGCUAAUACUUUUGGUAAAAAAGUUACUGAAGAUGGUUUAGAACUUACCAUGGCUACCAAUCAAUACGGCCCAUUUUUGCUGACACAUUUACUUCUACCAUUGUUGAAAAAGACUGCGUCCAGCAGGAUUGUAAUAGUUGCUUCCGACUUAUACAAGCUUGCAAAAUUGAACUUGGCCAAACCAAAUCCGAUCAAUCAAUUGCCCGCCUACUUAUACUAUGUCUCUAAAUACGCUAACAUCAUGUUCUCGAUGGAACUAGCACGUAAACUCAAAGAUAGUAAUUCAGGUGUCACGUGCAAUUGUCUUCAUCCUGGUAUCAUUGACUCUGGAAUAUGGAGAAAUGUGCCAUUUCCGCUGAACUUGGGUUUGCAGCUGGUUGUAAAGACUAUGUUUAAGACUACCGAACAAGGUGCACAAACUUCAAUUUAUUUGGCCGUCAGUGAAGACGUUGCCAAGACUAGUGGAAAAUAUUUUAAGGACUGCAAAGAAAGCAGUUUGAGAAGUGAUGUUUUAGACGAAGGAAAUGCCAAGAAAUAUUGGGAAAUUUGCGAAAAUCUGGUGAAACUCCAACCCAACGACCCAAGACCGUAA